Mytilus trossulus (common blue mussel) is the source of this 1708-nucleotide messenger RNA. RefSeq names its product trimethylamine monooxygenase-like. Gene Ontology annotation, molecular function: N,N-dimethylaniline monooxygenase activity; flavin adenine dinucleotide binding; NADP binding. Lineage: Eukaryota; Metazoa; Mollusca; Bivalvia; Mytilida; Mytilidae. Bases 176 to 1525 code for a protein of 449 amino acids. The transcript has 5 exons. The record is from RefSeq and is a predicted model, not a curated record.
UAUCUAAAUGAUAUUACUAACCUCAUUCAAGGUGAAAGAACAUUUAUGAUAUUUAUCUAAAUAAGAUCACGUACUUUUCUUCAAUUUACUACUCUAAAGUAAUCUUCCAAGCAAAGCAGAAUUGUGGAAUUUGGGCCAAUUUGCUGUUUGUAGUCCCUUUCCCUAAAAGAACACAAUGGGUAGUAAAAGGAAAGUUUGUAUAAUUGGAGCAGGGCCUUGUGGUACCUCAGCAUUAUUCCAUUUUGAUCAGAUCAGUGACCCUUCGACUGAAGUCGUCUGCUACGAGAAAAGCGACACGUGGCUUGGGCUUUGGAACUUUACAUGGAUGACGGGAACUGAUGAAUUUGGAGAACUUUGUCAUGGUGGCAUGUACAGACAUCUUUGGUCGAAUGGUCCUAAAGAAGGUCUUGAGUACCCGGAUUACACAUUUGAUGACCAUUAUGGAAAAGCAAUACCAUCUUUUCCUCCACGUCGCGUCUUGAGAGAUUACAUGGAAGGGAGGCUUGUCAAGAAAAGUAAAUCAGAUUUAAAGCGUUUUAUUAAAUGGAACACCGUUGUAAGGUAUGUGACCUACAACCAAAAAUCAGAUGACUUUACAGUGACAGCGGAAGAACUUAAAACAGGUCGUACUUUUGAAAACAAAUUUACACACGUCAUCGUUGCCAGUGGAAUAUUCAAUAAUCCGAACAAACCAACUUUUGAUGGCAUUGAAACUUUUCCUGGCCGUACAAUUCAUUCGCAUGACUUCCGGGAUGCUGCACAGUUCAAAGGUCAACGUGUACUGGUUGUUGGAGCUAGAUAUUCCGCGGAAGAUGUAUCCCUACAAUGUAUGAAAUUUGGCGCAAAGAGUGUGGUCACGUCUUACAGGUCAAAACCAAUGAACUUCAAAUGGCCAUCUGGAAUUGAAGAAAGACCAUUAAUAAAGAAAAUUGAUGGAAAAAUAAUACAUUUUAUCGACGGCAGUUCAGCAGAAGUAGAUUCAGUUAUUCUAUGUACAGGUUAUAGAUAUUGUUUUCCGUACCUUGAAGACAAUUUACGCCUGAAGUCAACUCUUUCGGUGUAUCCUGCUGGUUUAUACAAGGGAUCCCUCUGGUUGAAUGGUGGUAACAGAAAAAUGUUUUACAUGGGAAUUCAGGACCAGUACUUCUCUUACACAAUGUUUGAUGCACAGGGGCUAUGGAUAUCUAGGUUUAUAACUGGAACUUUACCGAGCGAACCAAAGAGCAUUGAAGAAAUGAAGAAAGAGGAGCAAAAAUGGGUACAAAGACGCCAAAACGUGAAAGAUUGCCAUGACGACAUAGAUGUACAAGCGGAUUUUAUUGCAGAUCUUAGCAUCGGAACUGGAUAUCACCCCAAUGCACCAACUGCACGUGCGGCAUUCCAUAAGUGGGAGCAAGAUAAGGAUGAAAAUAUUGUCACUUAUAGAGACCAGCAAUUUAAAUCGGUCUAUUCUGGUACGAUAGCUGCUAAGCACAAACCGUGGUUUGAGGACUUCGACGAUUCAAUUGCUUCUUUUAUCAAAUAAAAAGACAUACGCAGUAAUAUGAAUUAUCUUAAAAUGCCAAACUGUCUUCAUCAGAAUAAACAAUUUUAUAUAUAAAUAUAGGAAAGUUAUCAUUCAUAUGCUUUGCAGGAAGUGUGGAAUGUAAAAAUGUGUUUGGCAUGUAUACUAGGCUAUAUUAUAAUGUUCAUCUAUCUUAUGAAGAAU